AUGGUUCUAGUCAUAUAUAAUCUUCCCCCAAAUGUUUGUAUGUCAUCUGAAAACUUGAUGCUUAGCUUACUCAUUCCAGGUCCUAGGCAACCAGGGAACGACAUUGAUGUAUAUUUGCAGCCUCUGAGAGAUGAUUUAGUGAAGUUGUGGAAUGGUGUUGAAAUGUAUGAUGCCUAUAGUAAAGCCAUGUUCAACCUUAGAGCUAUCUUAUUAUGGACCAUUAAUGAUUUUCCAGCUUAUGGAAACUUAUCUGGGUUGGCUGCGAUUCUUCCACGAAACCAUCAAUUCCGCAAAAAGCACAAAUGGUUCAAUGGUAAUGUAGAGAAAAGGAUGAGGCCUAAAAUUUUUACUGGGAGAGCUAUAGUUGCAGCUUUAGCUGGAUUUAAAAAUACGUGGGGGAAAAAAAAAGGGAAAGUGAAGAAGUUAAAAAGAGGUGAUACGGCUAAGAUACUGAAGAAGAAGUCUGUGUUAUAUGACUUGCCAUAUGGGGAGGAACUGCCUUUGUGUUAUAAUACGGAUGUCAUGCAUUGUGAAAAGAAUGUGUCUAAGGCUAUUUUACGAGCCAUCUUUGAUGAGAAGGGGAAUUCUAAAAUUAGAGGUUUAUCAUGUAGAGAUUUAGAGUUGAUGGAACUUAUGGACGAUGAUGUUCCUAAAGAAGAAAGAAAAGAUAAGAUUGAUAGUUCACAACCUUACACCUUUACAAAAGUUGAGCUUCAGAAGUUUUGUUGGAGGCUAUACAUGCAAAGAUUUCCUGAUGGAUACUGCUCCAAUAUAGCAAAUUGUGUCAAGAUGAAAGAUUGCAAACUUCAGGGACUGAAGUCCCAUGAUCAUCAUGUCUUAAUGCAAGUACUUAAUAAGAGAAGAUUGGAAGAGCUAGAAGAUGAGAUUAUUGAAACUUUGUGUUUGUUUGAGAGGUACUUCCCUCCAUCGUUUUUCGACGUAAUGAUUCAUCUUACAAUUCACAUAGGAAGAGAAGCAAAACUAUGUGGUCCUGUGCAUUAUAGAUGGAUGUACCCUUUUGAGAGAUACAUGAAGGUGCUUAAAGAUUAUGUUAAGAAUCGUGCAUGUCCAGAAGGAAGUAUUGCAGAAAAUUACCUAGCUGAUGAGUGUAUUCGGUUUUGUGGUCGAUAUAGUAAACAUCCUAUCUUUAGUAGUAAGCGAAAACGGAAUGAUGUUGAUGAAAAUGAGUUUAUUAAUGAAGGAUCAACGAUUCUAAAGGGUCAAUCUGUUCAACUUACUGAUGAAAUGCACAAGGCUGUGCAUCUCUGUGUUCCUAACAACAGUGAACAAAUUAGGUCUGAAGGGAAAAGUAUUAGUGUUGGUCUUGAUGAUACGUUGUUUUACCUUGCAAAAGGGCCAAGGCGUUGUGCAAUGUCGUACUCUGGUUUUAUUAUCAAUGGGAAACGCUUCCAUACCAUGGAAGCUAAUGUGUCUACGCAAGAUUAUGGUGUGCAUAUAGAAGCAGAUAACUUAUGCAAUUAUUAUGGCAUUAUUAGAGAUAUUUUGGUUUUGGACUUCCACAAGUUACGCCUAGCUGUUUUUCAGUGUGAUUGGGCUAACAUGGGUCCUGGUGUGAAAAAAGUAGAUGGAUUCACCUUAGUUAACCUUCAUGAAGGUUUAACUAAAAAAGAUCCAUUUAUUUUAGCUUCGCAUGCCCAACAAGUGUUUUAUUCUAAAGAAUCUGAACAAUCAAGUUGGUAUGUGGUGUUGAAGGCACCACCAAGAGGUUUUUAUGAUCUGGAACUAUUUGAUGAGAGUGUGUUUACAUCUUUUGUUGCUCAAGAGUCCUCUGCACUUCAUGUAGACAAUGAUGAUGGUGUUGAACCUUAA
Molecule: messenger RNA, 1830 nt
Organism: Argentina anserina (silverweed cinquefoil)
Lineage: Eukaryota; Viridiplantae; Streptophyta; Magnoliopsida; Rosales; Rosaceae
Exons: 6
Coding region: 1-1830 (609 amino acids)
Source: RefSeq, a predicted model, not a curated record